Messenger RNA from Paramisgurnus dabryanus, 2785 nucleotides. The record is from RefSeq and is a predicted model, not a curated record. NCBI's taxonomy places the organism in Eukaryota, Metazoa, Chordata, Actinopteri, Cypriniformes, Cobitidae.
UUGUAAUAAUUUACAUUAUGUAAAAUGAUUCUUAAAAAAAGUAAAAAAAAAAAAAGUAAAUCACACACAAAAAAUUACUUUAGCUGGGUUUUUACAGGCAGGGUCACAUAUGUCUGAAAUAUCUAGCCAAAAACUAAAAUAUCUAGCCAAAAGUUUUUAAUCUGCACAACUUUAAUAUUUUAAUCCUAAAUGCUUUGAUUCUGACAUAAUGUAGGCCUAAUUGCACGUUAAUUUAUUCUACAUGCUUCCUGUCACAGUAUGUUAUAUUUGAAAAAAAAAGACUUCAACUUCAUUUGUGAAUAGCAGAUGUUUGUGAACUAUAAACGGUUCACUUUAGAGAUUUUAAGCACUUCUGCUUUUUAUUUCCUCAGAUCCCCGAAAGAGAUUGCAUUACUCUAUUCUUUUUCAUAUUAAACAGACACAAUGCUUUUAAUCUUAUUUCUGAUUACAAUGUUGAGAGAAGGAUGUCAUAGCAUUGAAAAGGAUCAGCGAGGAUCUGAUGUGACUUUGCGAUGUGAUGUCCCUCUCCUGUCUGAAUCCUCAACAUUACAGUGGAUUAAAGAAAGAGGUCAAGCAUCCAACACAACUCUUGUGUACAACAACUCUGCUUACAUUAUCUUACACAAUGUUGAUGAACACAGUGAAGGAAAAUAUUACUGCAUGUUAAAUGAAGAUGAAAGUGUAAAAACAGUUAUGAAUCACACAGUUAGUGUCACUGAAUAUUCACUAAGUAAAAAGCUUACAAUUUACAGACAAAGCUCUGGUGAGUUAUCACUGAUCUGCAAGUCUCAAAAGGAAUGCCACAGGUUCAUGUGGAUCUUAAAUUUGGGGCCUAAUUCAAAUACCAUAUUAAUAGCUGUAGAAAAAAGAGGAAAAGUUCAAGUUAACGGACCAAUUAAAACCGGGGAAAAAAACUUCUACCACAUACAAUAGUCAAAUGUUUCUAUUUCAUAUCUCACCUGUGAAGUUUAAUUAUAGUGGAAGAUACAAGUGUAUGGUGGAUAACAAUGUUAAACACGCAUAUGCAACCACAAUCCUUCACACUAUCAGAGUUUCUGCAGAGCCCCCUGGUGGUGUGUUGAUGCAUGAGUCUGUUGUUCUUACCUGUGAGGUGUCUGAUGUUACUGAUUCAGUGAUGCUGGCCUGGCUCAGGAUGGAUGGGGACAGGGGAGUGCUGGUCAAACAGCAAAUGCUAAAUAAUAAAAACAACAAGAAACAUCUCACUGUGAAUGUGAGCAGCAUUCAGUCAGACCUGCUGCACUGGCAGUGUGCAGUGUUUACUGAAAACAAAUUAAAAGCCUUGGCUCCUAUAACAAUCAGUUUGAUCUCAAAUGAUCCAGGUACAUCAACAGAGACCCCCACUUCAACAUAUCAAGACGACACCUGGACACAGGACAGCCAUGUACAAACUAUGAUCCUCCUGGCCUGUUCUGUCACUGCCUGUGUGCUGAUUCUGCUGGGUCUUCUAGUUUUUAAAUGUCAGCGAAAAACAUUUGCUGGUGAUGGGACAUCUAUGACAGAGAUGAGACCUUAUAGCAACACUUCUCAGACUGACCCUGUUUGGACAGCUGAAGGUCGUGACAGUGUGCUGAAAUCCCGAGAGGAAGAGGAGGAGCUGCAUUAUGCUUCAGUGACUGUAGCAGGAUGCAUUCAGGGAGACGACAGCUUGGUAGGAACUAAUGCAAGUUCAAAGGUGUUGGACAGCAGCAACCAAGUCAUCUACUCUGCUAUUAAAAUACAGUGAGACAUUCAUUGUAAAUUCUCAGUGUCUUGACUCAUAAUGGAGGAGGAAAAGACUUGCAAAUAAUUAAUAAAUAUUUUUUUGUGAAUAAUAGAAUGUAAACUCAUGUUAUUCAUUUUUUAUAAAUCGUUUCUUGUUUAAGUCAUUAUUGGUAUGCUAAUUUAGUAAGGGUGUUCAGAUGUUGUUUUGCUUAAAAAAAAACACCAUCAUUACCACUAAACUUUUUCUUUAUUUAUGAUCAGACGGCAGAAAGAAACCUCAAUAUAGUUUCAAGACGUGGUAAAUUUAGCAUGGUAUUUCCUGCUAUGGAAAAAGCGUUGAUGAUUUAUCUUUGCAAAAACAAAGCAACCAGCAAAUCAGCAUGCACAAAAGUCAUUUCAUUUAAAGCUUUUAAACCAUGAAAUAUUCAUAUUUAUAGAAAGAAUUUACUUUUAAAUUGUAAAAAGUUACCCAAUAGCUCUAUGAAAGCAGAAGCAUUCUAAAUAUGUUAUAAUAUUAUUAUGAUCACUACAAUAACUAUAACUAGAAUAACACUGCAUUAUAAAAAUGUUGUACCUCCUCUCUAACAUAAAUUGACUUCAGUGGCAGUAUAAUAUACAGGAAAGAUAAUAUCUUAAAGAAAUAGCUAACAAUUUGAACAUAAAUAAAACCAGGUAAAUAACAGUGGUUAAUACAUUACCACAUUUACCAUUUCUUUUCUUCACACAUAUAAUCUAUUUAUUUGUAGCUUGUAACAGGUUACAUAGCAUUAUCAUUAAUAAUGCAUUAUUGGGUCAAUAAAGAAUGUUGCAUCCAACAAAGAUGAUUAGAUACAGCUAUAUAAAUGUAAAAAAAAUAUGUGGACAUUUUGCCACAUUUAAAAUACAUUCAACUAAUGAGGCAUUUACAGUAUGUUAGUAUCUCAUUUUAAACCAUCUUAGUAUUCUUCCUAACGGAAAAUGCUGUCACAAAAGGUCAACAAGUUCAAUGAAAAUAUUCUUUUGUAUGUGCUUAUAAAUAAAUGUAACUUUCAAUAUUAAACAUGAACCACCCUAAAUUAGUGAG